CGGCACCUGAAGGCAGAAGGGUAUGCCCUCGAGAAAAAUGGGCGGGUGUUGUCCAAGAAACCGGAGGGGUCUAAUAAGCACGUGUCCAUCAAAGGCGCAACGCUCUCCAGUGAGUUGUACAAGCUUGGCUUUCGUCGAUACCGGCUGAUGGGGGAGAAAGAGGAAGGCUACCCCACGAUUGAUCGUGUAUAUGAGAGCGCCGAAGGACCGGAUAUGGACGCUCGGAACCUUGUCAAGCUGAAGAGGCAACUUGCCAAGGAAGACCAGAAGAAGGAGGCCCCUGCACAGCAGAGGGCGGUUGACGAGAUAUUCCCGAAGGCGGGAGCAGCCGACGAGGCCAAGGAGGUAGGGCCCGUCGUGGAGACCGCCGCCGGAGGCUCCCCCGGUUUGGAGCCGAAGAGGAAGAGACUCGGGAAGGUCCCAGCACAGCCGGAGGGGAAGAAGAAGAAGAAGGGGGCCCCGGAGUUGAAGGAAGCCCCCGUUGUGAUCGUAGAUGAAUCUUCUCCCCCCAUCCUUCGGGUCAAGCCGCUGGUCUGACAUGGCCCCAGGACAAAAUCCAAUUCUCCAUCACGAAGGGGACUGCUAUCAUGCACGGGACCCUGAACCCGAAGGAGUUUUUGAGGGGUGCCACCCCUCCGACCGAUAAGUAUGUGCUCUCCCGUCAAGUCGAUGAUGUCCUCUGCUCUAAGGUUCUGAUGGCCUCGGUUACGGCAAGCCUUGGCCUUGGCGAGCUGGUCCAGAGGAUGGAGCAGUAUGAUUCCGAGAAGAAGAAAGCCGAUGAAGCAUUGGCUGAGGCCCGAAGGCAGCUCAAAGAGGCCGAGGAAGCUCGCAAAGCUGAGCAAAAGGCUUUUAAUGAACUCCUCGAGAGCUCCAAGACGGUGGCCAGGGCCGAAGGCAAGGCAGAGGCGGAGAAGGCUGCGGCCGAGGCUGCCAAGAAGGCCGCGAAGGAUGCCGAGGAGGCCCAGAUCAAAGCCGUCGCCGAAGCCCGGGAGGAUGCUGUCGCCGUUUUUGCUGAGGAGGGAUGGAGAGCCGAAGACCGGGAGGAAUGGGUGGCUUCGGUGGUGGAGGCUUCGCUGAAUGAAUGGGUGAAAGGCCCGGGCGCAAUGUGGCUGACCCGAAAGGGCAAAGAGUAUUAUGACGGGGGUGAGUACUUUACUCAGGCCCUUGUAUAUCGAAGGCUGUCCCAGCAUCUUGGGGUGGACCCGAAGGCCUUCGACCCGGCAUCCUAUGGUCUCCCUUCCCUUCAGCCAGACCCCAGGGUUCCCCUCCCUGAAGGUGUUGCGAGGCCUGAUUUGGAAGACUCCCUGCUGAUGGCCGAGGGCAGUGACGAAGAGGAAGCAACCGGGGAUGAUGUCGCGUCUAAGCCUGUAGCAGAGGACGCCUCCGGGAAUGAUGUUGUUGAUUUGUAAUCUGUACUUAGCCAAUAUUUGGAACACACUUUGUAAUGGUCACAUUUGUAUGCUUUCGGCCUCGGCCAUCAUUGUAACAAUUACAUUUACUCUUUUUUGUGAUGAUUGAUGGAUGAAUGUUAGCCCU
This is a messenger RNA of Cuscuta europaea, 1536 nucleotides long. Lineage: Eukaryota; Viridiplantae; Streptophyta; Magnoliopsida; Solanales; Convolvulaceae. The record is from the annotation of a GenBank genome assembly.